GAGCAAAAACUGGCACGAGCAAGAAGUACAAAGAUGAAAAAAUUUAAGCGAUAUGCAAUGAUUGGUGCAGCAUGUGGUGUUGGUGGCGUUCUAGUUGGUUACAAAAUGCAGAAACGUGUUGGUGCGAUCGAAGAAUUUGUAAUUCAACCGCUUGCCGAAGGACGAAGUUUACAUUGUGUGCUAGCAAUCAGUGGAUGGAUUGAAGAUGUUAGUUUCACGAAUUUUUUCCAACUUUCAACGGAAUCAGGAAUUCCUUGA
Messenger RNA from Gongylonema pulchrum, 258 nucleotides. Lineage: Eukaryota; Metazoa; Nematoda; Chromadorea; Rhabditida; Gongylonematidae. The record is from the annotation of a GenBank genome assembly.